Molecule: messenger RNA, 2475 nt
Organism: Gambusia affinis (western mosquitofish)
Lineage: Eukaryota; Metazoa; Chordata; Actinopteri; Cyprinodontiformes; Poeciliidae
Gene: sumo3a
Product: small ubiquitin like modifier 3a
Exons: 4
Coding region: 211-495 (94 amino acids)
Biological process (GO): protein sumoylation
Cellular component (GO): nucleus
Molecular function (GO): ubiquitin-like protein ligase binding; protein tag activity
Source: RefSeq, a predicted model, not a curated record
UGAUUGAGGAUUCUGCAUGCGUGCGCGUACCCGAGUCCGCGCUCCCUAGAAGGGCAAACCACGUGGCUUUCCCCGACCAAUCGUUUAUUCGUAACAGCGGUCCAGCGCGCGUACGCGUCAGCUAGGAGAACAUUGGACAGAAGGCGGCAGGAAGACGGCUGAAGCCCGGUAUCGGUCUGUUCUGAACCCCCGAAUACAAAACGAACCGAGAUGUCAGAGGAAAAACCAAAGGAAGGAGUAAAGACGGAGAAUGACCACAUCAACCUCAAAGUUGCAGGUCAGGAUGGAUCGGUCGUCCAGUUCAAAAUCAAACGACACACACCGCUCAGCAAACUAAUGAAGGCGUACUGCGAACGACAGGGUCUUUCAAUAAGGCAGAUCAGAUUCAGGUUCGAUGGCCAGCCAAUCAAUGAGACGGAUACACCCGCACAGCUGGAGAUGGAAGAUGAAGACACCAUAGAUGUUUUCCAGCAGCAGACUGGCGGGUGCUGCUAAGCCCGACCACCCACCUCACUGACGGCCAUGUUCAAACCAUGCCCUAAACCACCUUCACUGUCUCUCCCUCCCCGUUUGCUCCUGCCAGCUUAUAAUUAUUGUUAUUAUUAUUAUUAAUAUUAUUAUUUUUCUCUUUUGAAAGACAUUCUUUGCCUGAUGUGUCGGUGCUCGUCAGCUGUUUAUUUACUCUUUUAGUCGGGACUGAAGUCGAGUGUUUUCAGUCUUUGCGGCUGGCCGGUCAGGACCAUCUUGUCCUCGUCUGGUGCUGCAGAUCGUAAUUGGACCAACGGCUCCCCACAGAAACUGCUGUUCCGGCUCUGCGUCCAGCGCGUCAGAGUGUGGGGCUCUGCAGGUUUUUGUCCAGGAGCCGCAGACAGUGGGGCGUGUUUUUGAAGGGGAAGCACCGUCUGAACUGAACACCCUCCUGCUUGCUAUUUCACUUUUAUUUCGUUUUGUUUUCGUUGAGCAAAUGUAUUUAGGUAUCUUUACAUUUUAGGUGCUUCUGCAUUGUUUUUGUACUUUUUUUUUUUUGCCUCCCGUUUAAAAUUAUAGUUAUUUUUUUUUUCCUGUAUAGAAAUAUCCAAAUGGGUGUUAGAUUAGUUGUGAGGUUAAGAACAAUACUCCAAAGACAGAACAUCUGCUUCUCUUUAAAUGUAUGUUUCUCUAAUUGCAAGGUUAAAACAGUGUCAUUAGAUCGUUAGUGUACUGCUCCCCGGCUUCUAAUAGAGAACAAUCUGUUGUACAGAUUGCCAUUUGCUCAGGCGAAAUGCUCGAUCAGGGGGUAAAAUGAGUCUAUGCCAUCAAAGCAGGCUUCGUUUUGGCUGUGUGUUGGUAAGAAAUGCAUUUUUUUUUCCCCUCUUUGUUUUAAUUUUUCGGUUAUUAAACGGACAGCAAUCUGUCCCUGUGAUAAAAGCGGCUCCGACUGGGAGUUCAGCUGCGGGCGACGUCAGCCGAGAGCUUGUUUCCGACUCCAGUGCUGUUUUCGGCGCCAAGCGGCUUCCACUUUGAGCUUAGGACAUCCAGCCGAAGCAGAUUGUUGCAAGCACAUCACUUUCUACGACGCAUCACCCACUGAGAUGUUGUGUUGUAAACAAAAUGCGCUCGGCUGCCGUGUUGGAGGAGAUCUCUCAGAUGAGUCUGGCGUUGGAGAGCGUGAUGUUGGAGCAUCGCUUCAUAUUCGUGGAGCAGGAAGGUCAGUCCUGGGGAUGAGCGCGGGUCACUUAUUUUUGAUCUUUUACCGUCGCAAACUUGGAUCUUUCAGUCUGGAGUGAAAUGAGCUGGAAAUCUGUGGAAAAAGCAAACCAGUUUGGAGUCGUGGAGUUUUACGGAUGCUUUUUGAGGUUUAACACUCAGAAAAUGGGUUAGUUUUUGUACCUGAGCAGGUUCGGUUUCAUUUGGAACAAGACGGCUAAACAGAUGACCACAAAUCUCCUUCCCUUCUUCCUCUAGCCUGCCAGAAAGCCAUUUCCCUUUUAUAUUAAACUGUUCACAUCCAUCUUAUUCAGCUGUAUUUUUGUAUGCAUCCUUUUUAUCAGUCGAGUAAGUGGCGGUAUCCUUUUUUUUUUUUUUAAGCAAAUAUAUAUACUUGCCAUCUGCUAUGAGAACUCUUCAUUUUACUGUUUCAGUUCACGAAAGUCUCCCGAACAGCCAUCUCUCCCCAUUGGAUGGCGUGUUAGAAGAGGACUUAAGUCUUUGUGCGACGCUUUUCGGCACAAAUCAUUUACUGGUAAUGAUUGUGAAUUUAGCUUUCGUCACAAAUAUAAGAGCACAUUUUAUCAGUACCUACAAAUCAGCCUUCCACAUUGUUUGCAUUUUAACAACUGGGUUUAUCUGGACAGAAGUCUUGUGGCGGCUGGCUGAACUACACUGUCAUGUAUGAAGAAUGGGGUCCAGGUCUCGUCUUGUUUGUUUCUCUACUUGUUUGUACAUUAUUUGUGGUCUUUUACUACUGUAUACAAUAAAUAUAGUUUGGUACUCAGA